AUGCAGAAGAAUGCUCCUAGAGCACAUUGGAUACUCCUGCCAGCAAGCAGAAUGCCUCUCAACAAGCGAUACGCAGGUUCUACACCUCUUUCCACAAAGCGACCACGACUCCCAGUACCACCCGAAGAGCAUGAUGAUUCACAGACUGACGGGUCUGGAAUACCAUUCCGAGGAUUGACCGCACUGUCAACUAACACUCGGAGUAGUCAAUCGACCAGCACUCGGAGCAGUCAGUCGACCACUGCCCCAAAAGCGUGUAAAGGGCUUCUCCGUUGUACCGACACAUCGACUGGAAGAAGAAGCCCUAGAAGGGUAGAAUUCCAUCUCCCCGAUGGCAAUACUGACAGCGUUGAAGUGCAAGAGGUAGAGGAAACCACUGAUACCAGCCACUCGGAGUAUGACGCCUCCCCAGAGAACGCCUAG
Messenger RNA from Morchella importuna, 423 nucleotides. RefSeq lists its product as uncharacterized. The record is from RefSeq and is a predicted model, not a curated record. NCBI's taxonomy places the organism in Eukaryota, Fungi, Ascomycota, Pezizomycetes, Pezizales, Morchellaceae. The transcript has a single exon. The coding region runs from base 1 to 423 and encodes 140 amino acids.